GCGCAGUGAUGAUGCGCUAGAACGCUGUUUGUGUUUAGCUUCCGAGGUCACACAUGACACAACAUCGCGCCAGAAUUCGAUUUACAAAGAAACAAAUUAGCAAAAGUAGUAAAUUGGCGCGUCAGGAACAUAGUAAUGAACAGCCAAAUGGAGCCAGUGGAGCAAGGUGUUCUGGGUCAUCUGAUGGCUUUAGAGAGGGGAGGUAUGGGACAGCAGGACCAGCAUCAGUCUGAGAGGUUAGAGAUGCUCAAGCUCAGAGCUCUGUCCCUCCGUGCCAAAAGAGAUCAACUCAAACAGCAGACAAACGCCAUCAAGAUCCUUAAAGAUAAAAUCAGCAAAGAUCUUCCUUUACAAGAUGAUGAUGAUGCUGGCGGCUUUAUAGAACUACAGAAGUCUUUGUUAACUGCUUGGAAAUUGCAGUUGAAAGACCUUCAGCGUUCUCAUCACUUAAUUGGUGGCUAUGAUUUGGUGGAGUGUAAGGAAGGGAAAAGUGUGUGUGUUUCUUUUCACACAGCCUUUGAGGGUGUGUAUUUGGACACGUAUAACAUGGAGCUGGAUCUGACGCGCACCGUGCAGAUCUCCCGCCAUAACAUUCCACCGUCAUUACCACUCGAGAGUUUUGCCAAACAGAACUUGCAGAAAGACCUUAAAGCCUUCCUGCAAACCCUCAGCCAGAACCUCAAUGCUUUAGCUGGUCGCAGACAGCAGGUCUCACUUGUCAAGGAACUCGCUGGUUCAGUGGAGGUGAUGGAAAGCAAUCAGUUGUGCAAUAUUCUCGUGCUCAUGUGUACAGCACAAGGCGAGACUCCCAGAGCUGUUUUAUGCACACUGGAGUACGGAGAUCUCACACAAUGUCUCCCAACACGUGUCAGCAUUGAGAGUGAAGAUAAAUCACUUUCAGAAUCUCCACAAUGGAAGAAAAACCAGUCGCUGUUCCUGGAGUCUCCAGCUCAUACGGCUCUCCUGACCAUGAGGAGGAUGGGGAGCAUUGCUUAAGGAAAUGAAUACCUUUUAAUGUAAAUAAUGUCCUAUUAUAGUGAGUUAAAAACCCCACCGCUCUAUUAAUGGGCUCAUAUAACAGAGAGAUGCCACAGAGCUUUUACAUUCAGAGGUAGAUUAGCAUGCAGAUGAGGAAACAAACAACUAUUUAGCACAAUAUAUCGGUUCAAAAUUCCCUUAAUGACACACAAAGUUCAUCUGACAACCACAUGCACAAGCUUACAUUGUUAAAUAUGUUCUAAAGUGCUGAGAAAGCUCUUUAUUUUCUGUCGUAGUUUUUCUCUCUGCAGUUGUUUCAGUCUUUCUUUGUACCAUCGGUAAUACUCUUCCUGAUACAUCAGCUCUUUCUGGGAGAUGCUGUCGAUCAACGCCAGGUCUUUCAGCUGUAGAAUAGAUAGCUGACCAUUCUCCGAAGCUUUGAAUUUUUCUGUGGAUAUCAUAGGUGGAGAUGAAUCAUCUUUCUUGACAGAAAAUAAUGCUGAUUUAGCAAACCUCUGUUGGUUGUCAUCCUCAAAGGCUUUUGCUGAGGAUAGAGCUCUGAAUGCUGGGGCCGAUUUUGAGAAUCGGGUCUCGUGUGCAUCGUUUGCCAUCCUGACCUCAGAUAUGGCCCUCAUCGUGUUGUUUAUUGUUGCGUACGGUUCGCAAACCUUUAAUUGCAGCAGCCG
This is a messenger RNA of Megalobrama amblycephala (Wuchang bream), 1664 nucleotides long. It is a transcript of the gene cenpo, whose product is annotated as centromere protein O. Lineage: Eukaryota; Metazoa; Chordata; Actinopteri; Cypriniformes; Xenocyprididae. The coding region runs from base 136 to 996 and encodes 286 amino acids. The transcript is spliced from 6 exons. The record is from RefSeq and is a predicted model, not a curated record. Gene Ontology annotation, cellular component: kinetochore; Mis6-Sim4 complex.